Messenger RNA from Ostrinia nubilalis (European corn borer), 880 nucleotides. RefSeq names its product probable phospholipid-transporting ATPase IIB. The coding region runs from base 48 to 818 and encodes 256 amino acids. The record is from RefSeq and is a predicted model, not a curated record. The transcript has 6 exons. Lineage: Eukaryota; Metazoa; Arthropoda; Insecta; Lepidoptera; Crambidae. Gene Ontology annotation, molecular function: ATPase-coupled intramembrane lipid carrier activity. Gene Ontology annotation, cellular component: trans-Golgi network; plasma membrane; endosome. Gene Ontology annotation, biological process: phospholipid translocation; endocytosis; retrograde vesicle-mediated transport, Golgi to endoplasmic reticulum.
GGGGGCUAGUCGUAGCAGCAGUUGGAGACGGAGGAAAUGACGUCGCUAUGAUACAGGAGGCCGAUAUGGGCGUGGGCAUCGAAGGCGCAGAAGGUCGCGCGGCGUCGUUAGCAGGCGACGUGAGCGUGCGCGCGCUGUCGUGCCUGGCGCGCCUGCUGCUGGUGCACGGCCGGCGCGCCGCCAUGCGCUCCGCCGCGCUGUGCCUGUUCAUCGUGCACCGCGGGCUCAUAGUGUCCACCAUGCAGGCUGUGUUCUCUGUAGUGUUCUACUUCUCGUCCGUGUCGCUGUAUCCCGGCUUCCUCAUGGUGGGCUACGGGACCGUCUAUACUUUGUUACCAGUAUUCUCGUUGGUAUUAGACAAGGACAUACCAAGUUCCACAGCGCUACAGCACCCGCAACUGUACAAACAACUGACCAAAGGAAGGCAGCUAUCGUACAAGACUUUUUACAUAUGGACUGGCAUCUCUAUUUAUCAAGGCGGAGUGAUAAUGUACGGCGCGCUGGUGUUGUUCGAGGACCAGCUGAUCCACAUCGUAGAGAUCAGCUACACGGCGCUGAUACUGACGGAGCUGAUCAUGGUGGCGCUGACCGUCAACACGUGGCACCGCCUCAUGGUGGCGGCCGAGGCGGUCAGCUUGCUGAUGUACACCGCCACUCUGCUCAUAUUCACUUCGUACUUCGACGCUGACUUCAUAAGACACUGGGACUUCUGGUGGAAGGUGACCACUAUAACCCUCGUCUCCUGCCUGCCGCUAUACAUCGUCAAGCACAUGCACAGAAAGUGGAGCGCUCGCCAGUACAAGAACAUACUGAAAUGAUCUUCAAUAUCAACGCAUUUAGGUUCAUUACACAAUGUGGUACAAAAGGCCACUAACAAAAG